AUGAUGGGAAACUAAAUAGUAAGGCGAAUCUAUAAAUCAUAAAAGAAAAUUUCUCAAAUAAAAUAAAACUCUUAAUCUAAGGAUCUAUCUUUUAAUAAGAUAAUGCUCCUGCCAUAAUGCAAAGUUAUUAAAAGAGUAUUUUAAGAUAUCUAACAUCAAUAUUUUAGAUUAACCCCCAAAAACUAAGGUUUAGUCUUUUAGGGAUAUCUUAAACUAUUUUUAUUUAAUUUUUUUGAGCAUUUCGAUAAUUAAAUUAAUUGCAUAGUAAACAAUUUUUAAUUUAGUUAGAUUUUACUCUUUGCUAUGAAUUAAAAUAACAUAAUGAAGCAGUAACUGUAGUGA
Tetrahymena thermophila SB210 is the source of this 342-nucleotide messenger RNA. RefSeq lists its product as hypothetical. Lineage: Eukaryota; Ciliophora; Oligohymenophorea; Hymenostomatida; Tetrahymenidae. The record is from RefSeq and is a predicted model, not a curated record. The transcript has a single exon.